UCCAGUAGUUGAGCAUCCCUCAUUUCGCUAGCUUUAGACGCCUGUUUUAAAUCAGUGUGACUUGUAACAGACACGCGAUUUCUUGCACAAUGCACACUCGUAGUGCAAACCCGUCUACUACGGAACGCUUGGUGUAGAUUAAAUAUUGACGUUUGAGCUGACGCAGUGAUAACAGAGUGCUUAGUGAUAGAUAAUGUGUAACUGACUGUAUUUGCAAUAUUUAGUGACUGACUGUUAUCUGUUGACCUUGUAGUUCGAGAUCGUUGCAAUAUAAUGGUGGGUCUCCGCAUUUGUCCUCUGCCUGAACAACAAGAAGUGGCCACAACCUGCCAUUCACCUUGCACCCUUAUCAGCUGUUGCUGGAAGAGUUAGAAGCUAUGUAGCAGUUGAAAAUCUUUGCAAGAACCUGAAGAGGUAUCCAACAAGAACAGCCUUUUCAAAGAUUUGCUGUCAUUAUUGGUAAAAGCAUGGCCUCCGGAUAUGGUGUUUCAUCCAUAGGCAGGGGCAGAAGUUGGAGGAAUAAUAAACAUGCAGUAGAUCUGCAGUGUCAGAAUACUGAUAUUAAAGAUCCUUUUGGCCUUACGAUGGAGCCUUGGAGGCGUUACCAGGACAGCACUGGUGGCUCAAAUACACCAGUAAAUACUCAUUUCAAAUAUGAAAAUGAUGAUGAAGUUGAGGGCGAAGAAAAUGUGGCUUGUCAGCAGGCUCAAGCGACAAAAAAUGUGAUGGAUAUCCUGUCCGGAACUUGUUGCUAUCUUACAGACCCAGAUAAUAUGUCCGUUUCCACAUGUGAUGACGCUGCAGAUGAGAUUUUUCCUUCAUUUAGUGAUCCUUAUAAUUUUUCCAUUUCAAUGACUGCAAAAGGUCACAGACAAGCAGGAUCACUUGCUUCAACUUCCACAUACUCUGUGAAAAAUAAAAAGCCAAGUGCACACUCCCUGACAGACAGUCCUGUAAACAAACUGGAAGAAGUAUCCAAGCACAAUAAGUUGCCGCCCCCAUCAUAUUCUCUGGUUUCAAGAAAAGUAACUCCAAAAGGUUUUGUUGCAGUUUGUGAAUUCUUGGAUUAUAUUGAAACAGGGCAUGGUAAUUCACAGAAUGAAGCAAGGGAAGAGGCAGCUAUCAAAAUGCUUGAAAAUUUACAUCUAGAUGAUGAUUCCCUCUCUGAAUAUGAUUAUGGUAUUGCACAUUCAUUUCAAUAUAAUGUUGUUAAGGAGGAGGAUCAGAAAGGUUUGCAGGAUGGGACACCCAAUAAAUAUAAAGCACCGUAUCUUCAGGGAAGUAAUUUGAAUCUUGGAGGGUUUGAGCACUGCCAGAGAGACCAGCUCCAGCAGGAGUCUGACAGAGGCUCACGCUAUCCACUUCCAGAAUUUUCUCUGAAACCGACAGGUAACAAACAAUAUGUAUGGCUUGUGCAGUCAAUCGCAUCAAAAAUGAACUUUGAAGUUAAAUAUGAAAUUCUACCGCAUCGUACAAGCAACGCUUUAGCCCAGUGUGUGGUCCACCUCUGUAAAGAUCCCCCUAUAGUGUGCUAUGGAUCCGCUAAAUCUGAAAAUAAGGCAAAAUCUUCUGCAGCUCGGUGUGCAUUUGAAUACCUAAAGAUAGUAUAUCAAAAGUAAGAAGUGCAUUAUAAAAUAAACAAUGUGUAUUAGAUUCUGUGAUACUAACUUUUCUACCUGGGAAGCAGUUUGUCUGUGAUUGAUAGUAAAUGCUGGUCUAUAAAUUGAACAAAAAAUUAUGCUGUUUGAAGUUGAGGCAGUGUUUUUUAUGGCAGUUUCAAGACAAACUUGCUUUGAACAUGCCAGAGUACCUGGUUUCACAGUGCAAGUGUAUUAUAUUGUGAGAGUGUAUGUAUUUUUGUAAUUGUUAUUCAAAUAAAGUGCUGUUUUUGUA
This is a messenger RNA of Schistocerca americana (American grasshopper), 1893 nucleotides long. Its product is annotated as RISC-loading complex subunit tarbp2-like. NCBI's taxonomy places the organism in Eukaryota, Metazoa, Arthropoda, Insecta, Orthoptera, Acrididae. Bases 468 to 1619 code for a protein of 383 amino acids. The transcript is spliced from 4 exons. The record is from RefSeq and is a predicted model, not a curated record.